AUGGCUUCCUUGCGCCGAGUAGCCUACGUCGCCUUCUUGGCAUCCCUAGUCAGUGGCAAUGUUGACGCAGAGGAAUCCUUUACCAUUGGCGAAAAGGCGCCAUUCGGCCUUCCAGAUAGCUCGUUCAGACCUUCUUCGCAAGCCAAUGCCACUGGUUCUUUCAGUGUUCCAGCACUCAACACUUCUAAUCCAAAACAGCCCUUGUCAUUCGAAGGGAAAUUCUGGGCCGUCGAAAUCUCACUUCAAGCUGAUAUCCCGCUUAAUGGAUCUAGUGAUAAAAACCUCAGCGCCGCUGAAAAAAAGCAGUUUACCCAGUUGGUCUCUAUGGGUUUCAGCAACAUUGACAAAAAAGAGGCUGCCAAUCUUACGAGCGACUCGACAAUGUGCGGCCACGUCAUGUUUGGUCUCAGAUCUAACGCGACAGCGGACAACCAGGAUGAUGCUGGCAAAGGCGGAAACUGCGACUUCUUAUCCCAACAGUGCCAGAAAGAUUUGCGAGAUUCGGUCAAGAACGGCUCAAGUGAUUGUAAUUCGAUUAUUGUGCCAAACUCUUGCGAAGAGUGGCUUGAUCCAUCGUCGUCUGGGGACGGAGCCUCUCAGAUGGAUUCGACCUCGUUCGAAUUUACCAAGGAAUUGCUUACGGGCGGCCGAUUUUUCACAAUGGGCUUGGAACCGACAUCGAGCGAUAACGAAACAGAAUAUGAUGCGGCGAUUAGAAAUAUUUGGCCUGUACUCUUCACGUGGAGCCAUGUAUCCGACACGAUAAAUGUCACCGGCGCAGCGUUGCGGUGCUUGCGCCCCAACAAUGUCACCAGUGGCAGCCGAGAUCCCGACGCAUCAAAUAAAACAGGCAAUGACAGUGGAAAUGGCGAUCACCCGGGUAUCGCCGGUACUUAUUCUGUACCGAAUCUCGGGGCAACACUGCUUUUGGCGGUUUCCGCCUCUUAUUUUAUGUUUUUAUAA
Trichoderma gamsii is the source of this 963-nucleotide messenger RNA. RefSeq lists its product as hypothetical. NCBI's taxonomy places the organism in Eukaryota, Fungi, Ascomycota, Sordariomycetes, Hypocreales, Hypocreaceae. The record is from RefSeq and is a predicted model, not a curated record. The transcript is spliced from 2 exons. The coding region runs from base 1 to 963 and encodes 320 amino acids.